AUGAUCGGUUUACCCUGGAAGAGAGAUCUCUGUCUCUUGCCUGACAAUUAUUGCCUGACCAAGAAGAGGCUAAUUUCUUUGGAAAGGAGUCUGUCUCGUACUCCAGAGAAGGCUUUGCUUUAUGAUGCCGCCGUCCAGGAAUAUGUCAACAAGGGAUGGGCCGUAAGGGUUGACCCCUGUGAUCUUGAGAAGAGGCCUAGGUUUUAUCUGCCGCAUCAUGGCAUAUACCGUCCUGAUAAACUCAGCACACCCCUAAGAGUAGUCUUUGACCCAGCUUGUCAGUUCCAGGGUGUCUCCUUGAAUUCUUUUCUAUAUAAGGGCCCAAACUUGAUUGGAAACUUGCUUGGAGUAUUGCUUAGGUUCAGGGAGGACUUAGUUGCUAUUGUGGGUGACAUCUCUAAAAUGUUCCUUCAGAUUUUGUUGAAGCCUGAGGAUACCGAGGUGCAUCGUUUUCUGUGGCGAAACCGAUAUGACACAAGAGACCCUGAAAUCUUCAAGCUGACCAGAGUUGCAUUUGGUGAUCGAUCAUCCCCUCACAUGGCGAGCCUAGUGAUGUUGAAGAUAGCUGAGCGCCACAAAACGUCUCACCCGGAGGCUGCCCAGGUCCUAGAAGAAGAUCGAUACAUGGACGACAUGAUACAUUCCUGUGGAAAGACAGACGUUGCCCGAGGCAAGAUGAGUGAUCUUGAUGAAAUCCUAGCGACAGGGAGCUUCAGAGUCAAGGAGUGGUACAUUUCUCGUGGUAUCGGUAAACCUGAAGGUCAGCCAGCUAGUGUGCAUAGUGGUGAGUCUAUUAGUCUUGGAGGUAGCAGUAGCGAUAGCGUCAAGACCCUCGGGGUCUCUUGGGAUCAUAGCACUGAUUUGAUUCAUUUCAAGGUGAAGGAUCCACCUAACUCGUCUUUGACUAAGAGGUCUGUAUUGUCUCAUCUGUCAACUCUCUUUGAUCAACUUGGUCUUGCUACCCCAGUCACAAUCACUGCCAAAAUUGCCAUGCAGGACAUUUGGAGAUUCAAGGACUUUGGUUGGGACACUGGUAUGCCCCCCGACCAGGUUCAGCGAUGGAAUGAGAUUUUCUCCAGUUUCAAACAACUUGAGACAGUGUCUGUCCCUAGGUCAGUCAAACCAGACGACGCAUUGGAAAUUCCCCAACUUCAUGUAUUCGGGGAUGCCAGCAUUCAUGCAUAUGGGGCUGUUGCCUACAUGCUGUGGCCAACAGCUGAUGGUAUUAGCGUCCGCCUGUUCUCGUCUAAGGCUAGGGUGGCCGACUCCACCAAACCACAAUUCCGCGCCUUGAGCUGA
This is a messenger RNA of Lineus longissimus, 1299 nucleotides long. RefSeq lists its product as uncharacterized. The record is from RefSeq and is a predicted model, not a curated record. The transcript has a single exon. The coding region runs from base 1 to 1299 and encodes 432 amino acids. Lineage: Eukaryota; Metazoa; Nemertea; Pilidiophora; Heteronemertea; Lineidae.